CGAGCCCACCAGAUAGGUAAAGAUGAUUCCUAUCCUCUCUCUCCUACCCCCGUAAUGUCUUACAUUGAUCUUGAAGUAUCAGGCAAUAACAACACCAUUACUCCUUCAAGACGUAGUUGCAGAUCGAGAGUUAAGCUAUUGGCUGAAGUGUCCUUAUCCAUGUCCUGUAACGUGUCUAGUCCAAUGUCUUGUCCUUCGUCUCCGAUAAUUAAUGAUACUAAUCAAGAUGUUUGUUCCUGUGACCCCCCUUCCACUCAAUCUCCCAAUGUCAUAUCCCAAUCCACUAAUCCCCCUUCCCCCUGUGUCACUACACGCGUUACUUGUGCUUCAUCCCGUGUUCACUCCAGCAAAUUACCUCCUUCGGUCCUUACUAAUCUUGAUCCAGAUGAUGACAUCAUCAUACCCUACCCUCCACGACCUAACCCCAAUCACACUCCCAAUCAUUACCAUCAACCAUCCCUUGAACCAGUGGUCGCCCCUUCCGGUUGUACUGCUGGAAAUAGUGGUACCCCAUUGGCCUCCCCCACCCCACACCAUCCUACCUCUAAUUCCCCGGAGUUAUCCCUCCCAACCUCCACCCACCAAUCAUCUUCUGAACCAACGGUCGCCUUAAGUGGUUGCACUACUGGGGAUGGUGAUGUUGUACCAAACCAAUCUUCCAAUUCUCCUACAUUCGAUCCUGAUAACCCUCCUUCUCCAUCAACAGCAUCCCAAAACCCCUUCAUUAUCCCCCCUCCACUCCCAGAUUCCUUCCUUUCCUCAUCAACUACUGACCAAUCCCAACCGAAUAACCCAAUCCACCAAUCAUCUUCUGAACCAACGGUCGCCUUAAGUGGUUGCACUGCCGGGGACGGUAAUUUUGUACCAAACCAAUCUUCCAAUCCCCCUACAUUCGGUCCUGAUAACCCUCCUUCAUCAACAGCAUCCCAAAACCACUUCAUUAUUCCCCCUCCACUCUCAGAUUCCUUCCUUUCCUCAUCAACCACUUACCAAUCCCAACCGAAUAAUAACCAAGUACCUAAUGCCAACCCUCCCCCUAAUAAUGUUAAUGAUCCGUUUCAAGAUAGAUGGUCGUCAGUCUUCUUGGAUACCAUUUCCUGGGAUGUUUUUUCCAAUCAAUGUGAAAAAUUCUCCGAAGAUGUUAUCAAGACCAGCCAAGAGAAGCAAUCCAAAAAACCAUCAGCUGGGCCCCGGCAUCCACUUCGUCCUUCAGCAUGCCCCGUUAAUAACAACAGAGCUUCGCUCCGGUAUAACCCUCGGGAAGCUAGAAAGAUACAAGCACUUUACCGUUUAUCAAAGAAGCGUGCGGCUAGGCAGGUCCUAAAUAAUAAUUCACCAUCUUAUACAGGAUCAACUGACGAUGGUAACACCUUCUUCACCAAUGUGUUUGGAGAAAAACAUUGUAAUACUGACAAAGUUAAACGUGGCUUAGAUGAUUUUGUACCUUCUUCUCCCAUUGACGAGAACCUGUAUGCCCCUGUCACCCCUGAGGAAGCUGCUAAGAAACUCAGAUCCCUUUCUAACUCUGCCCUGGGGUCUGACAAAGUAGAAUAUCGGCCACCUUCGCUCGGUUGA
This is a messenger RNA of Paramuricea clavata, 1575 nucleotides long. NCBI's taxonomy places the organism in Eukaryota, Metazoa, Cnidaria, Anthozoa, Malacalcyonacea, Plexauridae. The record is from the annotation of a GenBank genome assembly.